This is a messenger RNA of Pelobates fuscus (common spadefoot toad), 582 nucleotides long. RefSeq names its product rho-related GTP-binding protein RhoA-D-like. Gene Ontology annotation, molecular function: GTPase activity; protein kinase binding; GTP binding. NCBI's taxonomy places the organism in Eukaryota, Metazoa, Chordata, Amphibia, Anura, Pelobatidae. Gene Ontology annotation, biological process: Rho protein signal transduction; stress fiber assembly. The record is from RefSeq and is a predicted model, not a curated record. Gene Ontology annotation, cellular component: dendritic spine; cleavage furrow; cytosol. The coding region runs from base 1 to 582 and encodes 193 amino acids. The transcript is spliced from 4 exons.
AUGGCAGCAAUUAAGAAAAAACUGGUGAUCGUUGGUGAUGGUGCUUGUGGAAAGACCUGCCUACUGAUCGUAUUCACCAGAGAUCAAUUCCCAGAAGUCUAUGUGCCAACUGUCUUUGGAAACUACGUAGCAGAUAUUGAAGUAGAUGGAAAACAGGUGGGUCUGGUUCUGUGGGACACAGCUGGGCAGGAGGAUUAUGACAAUUUGCGCUGUCUUACCUACCCUGACGCUGAUGUCAUCUUGAUGUGUUUCUCCAUUGAUAGCCCAGACAGUUUAGCGAACAUUCCUGUGAAAUGGGCACCAGAAGUGGAACAGUAUUGUCCCAAUGUUCCAAUCAUCCUGGUUGGCACGAAGAAGGAUCUGAUAAAUGAUGAGCACACCCGACAGGAACUCACAAAGAUGAAUCAGGAGCCAGUUAAACCAGAAGAUGGAAGAGAAAUGGCCAACAGAAUUAAUGCUUUUGGUUACCUUGAAUGUUCAGCCAAGACCAAGGAUGGAGUGCAAGAGGUCUUUGAAAUGGCCACACGGGCUGCCUUACAAGUCCAGAAACACAAGAAGAAGCUUUGUUGCUCUGUUCUUUAA